This is a messenger RNA of Syngnathus acus (greater pipefish), 1022 nucleotides long. It is a transcript of the gene nkx1-2a, whose product is annotated as NK1 transcription factor related 2-like,a. Gene Ontology annotation, molecular function: DNA-binding transcription factor activity, RNA polymerase II-specific; RNA polymerase II cis-regulatory region sequence-specific DNA binding. Gene Ontology annotation, biological process: regulation of transcription by RNA polymerase II; cell differentiation. The transcript has a single exon. The record is from RefSeq and is a predicted model, not a curated record. Gene Ontology annotation, cellular component: nucleus. The coding region runs from base 69 to 548 and encodes 159 amino acids. NCBI's taxonomy places the organism in Eukaryota, Metazoa, Chordata, Actinopteri, Syngnathiformes, Syngnathidae.
CGGUUCUUGCCAACCCCCUCGUGAUUACCGCCACAGCGGAGAGCAAGCACCGGCUAGCCGAGGAGCAGAUGACUGUGGCCCUGCAGGACGUGCCUUCCACACAUAGCAAGAGGCGGCGGCAAGACCAGAACAGCGCCAAGCCCCGGCGCGCCCGGACCGCCUUCACCUACGAACAGCUAGUGGCGCUGGAGAACAAGUUCCGAGCCACUCGCUACCUGUCGGUGUGCGAGAGGCUCAACCUGGCGCUGUCCUUGAGUCUGACGGAAACACAGGUGAAGAUCUGGUUUCAGAACAGGCGCACCAAGUGGAAAAAGCAGAACCCAGGCGCAGACAGCACCAUGCCGCCAGCCCCCGGCCCGCUCAUCAGUCCCGGCCAGGCCACGUGCGGCUCGGGCCAGGCCGGCUUCCACCAAUCCUUCCACAACUUGGGCUCCGGGAACGUCAUCUUUCACGCCGCUGCUGCUCCGCUUUCGUCCACUGGGGGGCUCCUGCACCCAUUCCUACCUGGCGGAUUUGUGCAACCCUCCUAUUUUAAUCCACACCUAUGAGAGGAGGACUGGACUCUUCUUUCAAUUAUUUGUUGACUGGGUCGGCCAAACGUUUGACAAGAAACCUUUUUUCGUAAAGGGGACAUCAAUUCUUUGUACAGAUUGAAAAGUUGCUCAACACGGGGACUGUGACAAGCCUUGCUCCUUCGCUGCUGUACCCAAAUAAAGCAGUACUCUGCGUUGGCGCCAGAUAGAACCAUCUCGCCAACUGGUGUGAUUUGAAUCAAAGUAAAAAAUUCGUUAUCUUUUGGGUUUCGACCAAUUAUUGUCAAAUAACUUUUAUUAAUACAUUUGAAAAUACUCGGGGGGAAAAAUGUCAGAUUUGUUUUGUCACAUUGCACCAAAAUGGUCUGAUGUUGCCCUGGAGACUCUUUAAAAACACCUAAACAUGAACAUUGUUUUUUUUUUUAUUAAAAAAAGGGACAAAUAAUUAUCAUUGUGUUUGUUGAAACACUGUAUUCAACAGAUCUUGUA